Messenger RNA from Scleropages formosus (Asian bonytongue), 2754 nucleotides. Its product is annotated as long-chain fatty acid transport protein 6. Gene Ontology annotation, cellular component: plasma membrane; endoplasmic reticulum membrane. The transcript is spliced from 10 exons. Gene Ontology annotation, biological process: long-chain fatty acid metabolic process; long-chain fatty acid import into cell. Bases 376 to 2241 code for a protein of 621 amino acids. The record is from RefSeq and is a predicted model, not a curated record. Lineage: Eukaryota; Metazoa; Chordata; Actinopteri; Osteoglossiformes; Osteoglossidae. Gene Ontology annotation, molecular function: long-chain fatty acid-CoA ligase activity; long-chain fatty acid transmembrane transporter activity.
AUCUUCUCCAGCUUUGGUACUAUGCAGAUGUGCGACAAAAUUCCAGAUGUGAAGAUGGUUACCCGGACAAUACGCCAGGUAUGUGCUGGCAGCUCGUCAACACCUAUGCAGCAUCACAGAGACUUCGAGCGCAGACGUUUUGACUCGAGCCGCAGCUCGCGCUCUGUACUCGGCAGCGGGGCGGGCAGCCGGAGCUCUGCAGAAGGUGUGGUUGCCGAGGCUCAUUGCAUACAUUUGAGCGCCUGCGGUUGAACAUUUUUUUGCAAGGACUGCGCGCAUGCGCGUCGCCCCAACAGGACAUUUAAAAGAAGGGGGGGGGCAAAGACUUCUUGAGCUCUACCCUAAGUUUAGUACCCUCGCUAGCAGAAGCCGACCAUGCUGCUCGCCGCUCUGGGCAGCGCUGCCGCCGGGCUCGUCGCGCUGCUCUUUCUCCAGAGGCUCCUGCGCCCCUUCUUUUGGGACGAUGUGCGCUAUUAUCGCCGGCUGCGCACCGCCGGCCGGGCCAUCAGGUCAAGGAUGAAGACGGGGGUCAUCACGUUCGUGGAUCGCUUCGUGGAGCAGGCGAGGAGGAGCCCCGACAAGCCCUUCAUCAUCCACGAGGGCCAGGUUUUAACAUAUCGGGGAGCGGACGAGAGGAGCAACCGGGUGGCGCAGACGUUGCGGAGCCGCAGCGGGCUGAGCAGGGGCGACACCGCGGCUCUCCUCAUGUCCAACGAGCCCGACGUCGUAUGCGUGUGGUUCGGGCUAUGCAAGCUCGGCUGCCAGGUGGCCUUCUUCAACUCCAACACCCGGGCGAGGGCGCUGCUGCACUGCCUGCGGAGCUGCGGGGCGCGAGCCCUCGUCGUGGGCGCAGAUUUAGUACACCUACUGGAGGAGGUGCUGCUCUCACCGCAGGAGGACAGGAUGGAGUUGUGGGUGGUGGACACUAGCACAUCUUUGAAGGGUGUGAAUGCACUGCUGGAGAAGCUCGACUCGGUGUCGGUUGAGCCCUUGCCCAUGCAUGAAUCCUCUUCGGUCAACAUCCUGUCCAACUUCCUGUUCAUCUUCACCUCGGGAACAACUGGACUCCCCAAAGCAGCCCGCAUCAGUCAUCUGAAGGGAGUCAUGUCUAUGUGCUUCCUACGGAUGUGUGGUGCUACAGAAAACGACAGGGUCUACAUCACUCUCCCGCUAUACCACAUGUCAGCCUCUCUGCUGGGUAUCGGGGGCUGUAUAGAAUUGGGAGCCACGUGCAUUUUAAAAAAGAAGUUUUCCGCCAGCCAGUUCUGGAAGGACUGCGAGAAGUACAACGUGACUGUUUUCCAGUACAUUGGCGAGCUCUGUCGCUAUCUCGUCAGCCAGCCUGAGCAGGUUCCUAAGGAGUCCUCCCACAGUGUUAGACUUGCUGUUGGGAGUGGGCUGCGGCCAGACGUCUGGAGGGACUUCAAAAAGCGUUUCAAGAAGAUCCAGAUUUGUGAGUCAUAUGGCUUGACUGAGGUCAACAUCGGCUUCCUUAACUACACUGGGAAGAUUGGGCCCAUUGGCCGUGCCAGCUACUUCAACAAGCUGAGUGUACCCUUUGAGUUGCUGAAGUACAAUCCUCUAACCUACGAGCCGAUCCGCACGGAUUCAGGGCGUUGUGUAAAAGUUAGUAAAGGAGAGACGGGCAUUCUGAUCGCACCUGUGUCAGCUGCAAACCCCUUCCUGGGAUAUGCGGGCAACACCUCCAUGUCGGAGAAGAAGCUUCUCCGUGACGUUUUCCAGGAGGGCGACCUCUACUUCAACACUGGGGACCUCAUGCUUCAGGACCACCAGGACUUUCUGUACUUUCGGGACCGCAUAGGAGACACCUUCAGGUGGAAGGGGGAGAACGUGGCCACGACAGAGGUGUCCGAGGUCCUGGGCAGUGUGGAUUUCCUGCAGGAUGUGAAUGUUUAUGGUGUGACCAUUCCAGGAUAUGAAGGCAGGGCAGGCAUGGCUGCCAUUGUCCUGAGGUCCGAUCAAAUGCUGGAUGGUAAGAAGCUGUACAGUCAACUGGAGCAGCACCUGCCUGCAUAUUCUUGGCCCUGGUUUCUUCGUGUUCAGACGUCCUUGCGCAUGACAGAAACGUUCAGACAGCAGAAGAUGAAACUGGUCGAGGAGGGUUUCUGUCCCACGGUUGUACGUGACCCUCUGUACUUCCUGGAUGCAACUGAGAAAGACUACGUUCCACUCACUAAGACCAUGUAUGACCGCAUUGUCAGUGGGAAGAUAAGGUUGUAAAUCCUUCCAUAUGAGAGAGCCGAAUUCAACGGAAAGGAACAAGAGCAGCAGUCGGUUGUCUUUGGUUACCAGGGGUGGUCACUUUUUCCUGGUGAACUGGGGUUCUUUCCAUGAACAAGUCAAUGUCUUUACUCAAAAGGCAAGCUUUCAAAUCCAGUGACUGACAGGUUGUCCAAAUUAGUCCAACUUUUUAAUAUUUACUUUUGGUUUACCAUCUCUAAAGAUUACGCAACACAAAUUUUUUCUUAGUUAUGUCGAUUUUUGCAUUGAUUAUGAUUAGUUAACGCUUACUGAUUACAAAAAUACCACUCGAGUGUCAGUUUUAGCUUGGUACUUUACAGCCAUUGGAAGAUUCUAGAAGGCACCAGAACAUUAUAGAAACUACCUAAACAUUCUAGAAAGCAUGAGAUCCUAAAAGAUACUGGUAUACAUGGUGCUUGGAACUUGGUGCCAAAAUACAGCAAAAUUUGCUCAUUUCAAGAAUGUGGAAUAUUUUUCUAAAAACUGACAUAU